GUUGGCACUAAGUGCGCCGCGGGCUGGUGCGCAUAUGUGUAUAUUUUAAACAUAAAAUAUAAAUAUUAAGCUGAUCAGCACAGAUACUUUGCGUGAUCUCAGCAGAUCAUUUUAUCGAAAAGCCACAAUGCUGAGAAAGCUAUGUGCGGAUUAUCUUGGGCGUUGUUGUCCAUGAUCCCUGGAAAGUGACGAGCACAGUCUGCCGUAGAUCACUUUAUCGAAAAGCCACAAUGCUGAGAAAGAUAUGUGCGGAUUAUCUUGGGCGUUGUUGUCCAUGAUCCCUCGAAAGUGACGAGCACAGUCUGCCGUUGAUUGGUCUAAUCUCUGGUGUAGAGAAGGUGGCGUUGGGCAAAGGGGCCAAGCUAGGCUAUGGAGGACGGGCGUCUUGGAGAUGCGGACACGAACGGCGCGGCGACGGAUCAGCCGUCGCCCGAGUGGUAUGCGACACCCUGCGUUAUGGGUAUCGACGAGGCCGGUCGGGGUCCCGUCCUAGAUUCUAAAACAUUGACAGAAGCGAAGAGAGAGGUGCUUUUUGAGAGUAUCAAGGCAGAUCAGUCGAUUGCAUGGGAUGUUGACGUCAUUCCUGCAUCUCUCUUGUCGGCACAAAUGCUUAGCAGACAGAAGAGGAGCUUAAACGCCAUAUCCCAUGAGUCGGCAAUAGGACUCAUUCAGAGGGCCUUGAACAAAGGAUGCAUUCUGGCAGAGGUGUUCUUGGACACAGUUGGGGAUGCAGAGAAGUAUGCGUUGAGGCUGAGGGAGAAAUUUCCAGGAAUAGAGAUCACAGUGAGCAAGAAGGCUGAUAGCUUGUUCCCCAUUGUCAGUGCUGCCAGCAUUGUGGCAAAGGUGACGAGAGAUCAUACUCUGCGGGACUGGAAAAGCGAUAGCUGUUUAGAAACUGGGAGUAACUUUGGCUCAGGCUAUCCCGCAGGUGAUGCUCCCCGCCAAUAGAAAAUGUUAAAAACAAAAAGGAGAGAUGGCUGAGUGGUCGAAAGCGACAAGUUAACUAGUAAAUCGUCCCCUGGUGA
Chara braunii is the source of this 1025-nucleotide messenger RNA. NCBI's taxonomy places the organism in Eukaryota, Viridiplantae, Streptophyta, Charophyceae, Charales, Characeae. The record is from the annotation of a GenBank genome assembly.